AUGUAUACUAUUAAGAAUGAUCUAAAUGAAUUUCAACGUUAUGAACGUGGUUUUGGUAAUAGACGAUCUUUAAUUAAUCCAGCUAAAUAUCAUUAUUCAAAAGAAAUUCUAUCUUCAUUUGAUAAUCAAGAUGGUAAAUAUUUAUUUUCAAAUCCAUAUGAAAAAAUAGAACAAAAUGAUGUAAUUCAUCGACAACAGCAACAACAACAACAACAACAGCCGCUUAUUGUUUAUCGUUAA
This is a messenger RNA of Adineta steineri, 240 nucleotides long. The record is from the annotation of a GenBank genome assembly. NCBI's taxonomy places the organism in Eukaryota, Metazoa, Rotifera, Eurotatoria, Adinetida, Adinetidae.